This is a messenger RNA of Doryrhamphus excisus (bluestripe pipefish), 2206 nucleotides long. Lineage: Eukaryota; Metazoa; Chordata; Actinopteri; Syngnathiformes; Syngnathidae. The record is from RefSeq and is a predicted model, not a curated record.
UGACCCGGAAGCGCCGAUUCCCUUGGUUUGAAGCAGGACUCCGUUUGUCACCAAGUUGACCAGAGCGGUGUUGAUCCGCUUGUUGGAUUUAACCACAUCGACAUCUUUGCCUCCCAGAGCCUUCUUGAUCGCAGCAACCGAUGUUCCCUUGCGCUCUUUGGAUUCAGCCACCACCUGUGUGAUCAGUUUAGGGAGACUGAGGCCGUCGCUUCGCGGCUUGGACGCCGCCGUCUUCUUCUUCGUGGGUUUAGCCUGGGCUUUAGACGGCCCCGCAGCUGCUGGUGCUUCCUCUGCCAUGUUUUGCUGUCUUGUGUGUGCGUCGCUCGAGACGAGUUAACGUCAGGCAUUCAGGAGGCGGGACUUAUAAGGCACAUGAGAACCGUAGAGAGUCAACCACCAGCGCCGCUCUGCUCUCCGACGGAAAGUUGGUCUCCAUCCAGACAUCCAUCUCACUUGUUGUUUCCCCACUCAACAUGGAGGAACUGUACAUCCGACACGUGAAGCUGCUGGGCUUCGAGAAACGCUUUUACCCCAGUCAGCACUACGUGUACAUGCUGAUGGUGAAAUGGAGCGACCUCUCGGAGAAACUCAUCUACAGGACGUAUCCUGAAAUUUACACUUUCCAUAAAUCCCUGAAAGAGAUGUUUCCGAUUGAAUCUGGCCAAAUCGAGAAGAAGGAUCGCAUCAUUCCAUCACUGCCAGCCCCACGCUGGGUGGAGAGUCAAAGGUCACGGCAAACCAAGCAGAGUACCUUGGCCGAGUACUGCCAAUCACUGGUCAACCUGCCGCCGCACAUCUCACGCUGCACACACCUCAAUAUCUUCUUCAAAGUUCGACUGGAGGACGAAAACCCACCCGCUCCAAACGCAGUGAAAAAAAGUGAAAUCGUCGCGGAGACCAAAGUCUAUAUAUCUGAGAUAUCAGGUCCCAUCAUCCUGGACACAUACAGAGUGAUCGCAGACUUCGUGAAGACAUCCAAACACGAGCUCAAUCUGUACACCGGAGACUUGGUAGAGAUUGUGGAGAAAAACCAGAAUGGCUGGUGGUUCUGUCAGUGUGACACCAAACGAGGUUGGGCUCCUGCCUCCUACCUGGAACCUCUGGACGGACCAGAGGAAGCAGAAGACGUGGAGCCAAAUUACGAAGGAGAGCUGCACGUCACCAUCAGAGCCUACAAGAAGGAGACAGAGGAUGAGAUUUCUUUGGAGAAAGGGGAAACCAUUGAGGUCAUUCACAAGCUUUUGGAUGGCUGGUGGGUCGUCAGGAAAGGCGAGGAGACCGGUCACUUUCCCUCCAUGUUCCUGCAGAAAGCCGGCAAAGGCGGCAAUUAUGAAUCCAAGCAGUUGCAGGGAGUGAAACCUCCACCUCGCAGGUCCACCAUUAAAAAUGCCAAGAGCAUCCACAACCGAUCCCGACAGCGCCUCAGCCAGGAAGCCUACCGCAGGAACAGCCGCCGAUAUCUGCAGCAGAAGGGCGAGCGCCCCACCGCUUUGCCGAGGAAAAACAGGAAUAUGGAAAAGUCACCCCUGAGGGAACGGAAGAACCAAGGGAACAUUCCUGAGCAGAUGAGCUUGAUUUCCGAAUGUGAGCUAAAGCAGGAGGCCCCAGUCAUCCCUCCACGACCGAGUCCAGAGCUCAUCCUGGAACGCUGCACGGACAACACACGCAAGAAAGUCAGCAUCCGAAACUCCGGAAGCAGCAGCAGCAUUUAGCAUGGAAGCUACCAUUUUUAGUCAAUUCUUCAUUUUACUGUCACAUGAUAAUUUAUUGGUUUUACAUUUCUGAAUGUGUUCCUAAAAUGAAAUAAAAUGAGCUUUUUUGUUAAGUGAAAAUACAAAAUUGAGCCUUACAGAAAAUAAGUACAGUCUCUCAGCUUUAUCCCAGUUGCUUUUUGAAUAACAAUGGAAAUAUAAUUUUACCAAAUUACCAGUUUUGUUCAAAAACAUGGAUGAAAACAUGAGCCAAAGGGAACAAAUGACGACUUGGUACACGAAAAAAUUUGACCCCGACGUGAUUUGAACACGCAACCUUCUGAUCUGGAGUCAGACGCGCUACCGUUGCGCCACGAGGUCUGUGUGCCGUAGGUGGCACUUAAUUAUAUAUCAACACAAUAACUAGCACUGCUCAUGAAACAUUAAAAUGUACAUGCUGUAUUGACAGACCUCCUAACAUAUAUGAGCACCAUUCUAAUAAAGAGGCACUUUUC